This is a messenger RNA of Dermochelys coriacea (leatherback sea turtle), 6511 nucleotides long. It is a transcript of the gene CCSER1, whose product is annotated as coiled-coil serine rich protein 1. NCBI's taxonomy places the organism in Eukaryota, Metazoa, Chordata, Testudines, Dermochelyidae. The transcript is spliced from 10 exons. The record is from RefSeq and is a predicted model, not a curated record. Bases 323 to 2959 code for a protein of 878 amino acids.
CGCGCCGGCUGCCAAUCCCUCCUCCGCUCGCUCUCACAGCAACAACAUGCCUGCCUGCGAAGCGGCGGCUCGUGCAGGGGAGCGGGGCUGGCUCCAGCAGGAUUAUUAGCCCUGAACCAAGGGGAGGGGGGUGGAAACCCCCCCCCCCCCCAACCAGCAAGCGGAGGAGGAGGUGGGGGGCAAGGCAGAGACUCAGCCCUGCCACCCCCCCUUCUCCCCAGCAGACACCAAGCUCUCAGUGCGCUGGAGGAGCCCAGAGAGAGCAGCAGCCCAGCCAGAUUGGUGUGUUGGCUGUUUAAAGUCCCAAACACUUCAGGUCCUGAUGGGGGACUCGGGAUCAAGACGUUCGACUCUUGUGUCUCGACUGCCAAUAUUCAGGAGAAGUAUUAGUCGAAGACAUGACUCACUUCCUUCCUCACCUUCCUCAAUUAAUACUGUGGGUGUUCAUAGCUCCUCUCCCUCCAGCACCAACUCAAGCUCAGGUAGUACAGGCAAGCGAAGGAGUAUAUUCCGCACUCCUUCCAUCAGCUUCCACAACAAGAAGGGGAGUGAACAGAAAUCUGAAUCAGCAAGCCAGAAUGUAAGUGUUUCAAAUGGUGUUCAAUCAACUCUCAACAAUUUCCAAAAACCAAGCUUGGAAGAACAUGUUAAAAGCAGAGGGAGGCAUUCAGUUGGUUUCGGCAGUUCACGGAGCAAGAAGAUAACAAGAUCUUUGACGGAGGACUUUGAAAAGGGGAAAGAGCCAUCAACUAAUAAGAAUGUCUUUAUAAAUUGCAUACGUUCUGGAAAAAAUGAGGGCGAUGACUCUGGCUUUAUAGAGGAGCAAAGUAGACAAUCUAUUAAGGAAUCCUCAAGGAAACUUCUCCCAAAAUCUUUCUCAUCACACUACAGGUUUUCAAAGCCAGUCCCCCAGAGCCAGUCAGUUUCCAGUGUACAGCAGUCUGAAUGCUUGUUGGAGAUUAAACCAUAUGUUGAAAGCGAUCCUGUAACAAUAAAAUCCUCUCCAUCAUGUUCUGCUGAGAUAACAGAAUGUGCAGGAAGUUCGUUGCAAUCACCACAACUUUCUGCAGACCUCACCACAGUCCAGACCCCUUCAGAAUUUUUAGUCUUGACCGAAGAUUCUUUCUCAGAAGUUGACGUGGUGCCCAAUAGUGGAAACAUGGCACACCACACAGAGAACUUUGACAAUAAUAUUUCUACCUCUCAAAUUUUCCUCAGUCCUGUUGCUUAUGUGAGGAAAAUAGAUCAUGUCGAAAGUACUUCCCUGUCUGCUGUUAGAUCUCCUGUGAAUCAUACAAGCUUUUGUAGUACUGAAUCAAAAACCUUACCUAAAAAUACUGCUGCUAAUCAAACACAAGUAUUAUUGCAAGCCACUGAACUUCCUGUUAAAGAAGCCGAGCACAUAGGAGAAAUUAACUCAGCAUAUGCACAGUUAGAAACUUGUGCAUUACAUCAUGGAGAAAAAGCAGUCGAAUGCUCUCCAAAGGCAAGUGGAUUAUGUGAGGACCAACGUGAAAUAACGUUAUCUGAGUGCAUUAGAGAAACAUUUCCUGUAACAGAAUCAAAGAUUAUUCCUUCCUCCUUUGAAUCCCGAUCCUUUAAAACACAUCACUCUAAAGUUAAUCUUGCCAGUAGCUUCAGUCCCUACCGAGAAGGCAGAGUCAUAGAGAAGCGCCUGAGAUCCUCUUCAGAAGGCAAUGCUGGAAGCAGCAGGACGAUCUUAAAACCAAAGGACGGAAACACAGAAGAUCUUCAUAGCUUGCGGAAGCAGAGAGCAGGCUCAUCAUCUUCAAAAAUGAACAGCCUGGAUGUUCUGAAUAACUUGGGUUCCUGUGAGUUGGAUGAAGAUGACCUCAUGCUUGAUUUGGAAUUCCUAGAAGAGCAGCAUCACCAUCGUUCUGUUUGCCGGGAAGAUUCAUAUCAGUCCAUAGUCUCCUGUGCUGCCGUAGUACUUACACCUAUAGAACCACCUGGGGAAGCAAAGAAAAAAGAAGAGCCAAAAAUGCCUGAAGUGGCCAAACGGAACCUCUCUCUGAAGUUGUCAAAGGAGGUGGACCAAGGAGAAGCUAGGUGUCCUCAUGUCAGCCAGGUGGCCAGCAGUCCAGCUGUGGAGUGGCCUUUUGCAGGCCUGGAAGAAGGUGGAGGCAUGGAAUCUUUGCCCUUCCGACUGAUGAUGCAGGAUUGCACAGCUGUAAAGACGUUACUGCUGAAAAUGAAGAGGGUUCUUCAAGAGAGUGCAGAUAUGAGUCCUGCCAGUAGUACCACUUCACUUCCUGUUAGCCCACUUACUGAAGAGCCAGUGCCUUUCAAGGAUAUAAUGAAAGAUGAAUGUUCAGUGCUGAAGUUGCAGCUGAAGGAGAGAGAUGAACUCAUUUCCCAACUACGCGAGGAUCUGGAGAAAGCCCAACAUUUACAGAAGGCUUUUGCUUCCCAAGCAGAUAAAUCCACACAGACUGAACUUGUAGCCCAUGAUGCUACAUAUCUAAACAAAGUUGUGAGCCAAAACCUCAACACAAGGGACAGAAAGCCAGCACAUACUCCCACCGAGGACCCUUUUAGAUAUUCAUUGGGCAACCAAGCAACUACCUAUGAAAGCAAAAGCUGUCAGCUGUCAAGUUUGUGUCUGAGUAACCUCCUGAACGAUAAAGAAAUAGUGGAAGUCAUCAAGCACACGAGAGACACAUAUGAGACCCUCACUUCAGAGAUCACCCAGAAUGUUUUGGCCAGUGCUACACAAAGUACAACAAAGCCAACAUCCAAGACAGAGAGCUUCCCAGGGUUGGCUGCGGCGCCGAAGGAUCAGACCACUGCACCCCGGCAGCAUUCCACUUUCACGGGGAGAUUUGGACAGCCUCCAAGGGGACCCAUCUCCUUACACAUGUACAGCAGGAAAAAUGUUUUCCUCCACCACAACUUACACACUGCAGAGCUGCAGACUUUAGGCCAAAAAGAUGGCUAACUGAGUCCUUGUACUCUUGUUGUAGAAGGAGAUAAAGUCAGUUAAGGGGAUACAUUGCUCAUCUAGAGCUCAGUCUUAAGUUCUCAUCUGCUGCUACCUUUAAUUUUUUAAAUUUUAGCAUUGUGCAUGGGCUCGAUGGUUUCCUUGUUUCAGGAGGGUGGGGAUGGGGUGGACUAGCAUGUUAACUUAAGUAACUAGAUUGAAUUGUCUUGGCGAAGUCACCAUAUGUAUAAUAAAUGGGACCAUCUUGCUGGGAUCUCUAGUCCAAAAUAGGCCUAAUAUUUUUCUCAUCUUUUUGCCUCUGUCAGCCACUGACAACAUGGAAGUUUUCCAGCAGGGGAUCUCAAAUAGCGCUGUAUUUAUUGAAUAAUGUUACUGUGAAAGUAGAUGUGAGGAAUGAGUAGGUAAGUAAUUAGUAAACAUUCCUGAAUUGUACAGAGACAAGGGAGAUCAUGAGGCACUCUCUUAGUAUCUUGUUUUUGGUUUGUUUUUUGUUUCUUUGAACAAUGAAAUUUGCUCACAUAUAAACAAGAGAUGCACUGGCUUCUGUUGUGUGAAUUUUGAGAAUGCCUCAUCACACCAGUAGAAGAAGAGACGGCUUUUAAUUUUCUUCUAAAUGUUCAGUUCACACAGGUUCACCAAGGAUUUCAGACACAGUAAUUGGAAUUCAAGUUGAGAGUGGCAGCUUUGAUCCUCCAAAAACUUUGUCUUUUUACUUUUUUUGUUGUAUUAGGACAUCACAUUGUAGUGAUAUUUGUUCUAGUUUCAUAGAUGAUGUAUCACUCAUGCAUCGAACAGCACAGAAUAUCAUUCUGUGUCAUCAUCUCAUGUCAUGGCACAUUCCAGUGUAUCAAACUGAAAAUGGAUGGUUGACUAAAGUAAUUCCAUUGUCUUAUCCAGCUCUCUUUGGCUGAUGUCCAAAUUACUCUAAUGUAAAUCAGCAUGUCUCCAAGGGUACAUCUGUGGUUAAUGACCUAGAAUAGUUGAUGACCUGGAGUAACUCUGCAUGUUUGGUAGUCUAUUGUCAUAUUACACACCUGUUGAAACCCAUAUAUUCCUAGCUGACCUACAGCAUUCUAGUCUCAGAGGAACUUGAAGUAAUCUGAUCACACUGAAGAGCUUGCAAACGUGCCAUUGACAUAAAAUCCUGGUUGCCCCUUCCAACAGACAUGAAACUGAGUGGCUAAGACAAGAUAUGCUAAACAUGUGGCAUAUACAAAACUAGAUGCUGAGCCUAACAUGUCUCUGAUGGCAGGUAAUCUGUUUGAAUAAUAAGGCAUAUCAUAGUUAGCUGUUGAAUAACAAGAAUCUCCUGCAUUUCAGGGCAGAAGAAGCAGGCCAAUAAAUCUGAAUAAGGUAACCUAUCUUUUUAUUUAUGACUAAGUAUGGAGAGGAGGAAGAAGGGGUUCAGCAGAUCCUUACUCAAAGAUUCAAGUAACUAACAUACCCUACCAACCCAUAGAAAAUGAAACUCCUAAAGGUCAGCAGUCAAGUAAUGCACACAAUACCAUGUACUAGAACAGGGAUGGCCACCCUGUGGCUCUGGAGCCACAUGCAGCUCUUCAGAAGUUAAUAUGCGGCUUCUUGUAUAGGCACCAACUCCGGGACUGGAGCUACAGGUGCCAACUUUCCGGUGUGCUGGGGGGUGCUCACUGUUCUGCCACAGGCCCUGCCCCCGCUCCACCCCUUCCCGUCGCCUCCCAUGAGCCUGCAUUGCCCUCGCUCCUACUCCUUCGCCCCAAGAGCCUCCUGCACACCAUGAAACAGCUGAUCGGGAGGGAGGGGAAGGCACUGGGAGCCGGGGGGGUGGAGGGUGAUGGGGGGCUGCUGAUGUAUUACUGUGGCUCUUUGGCAAUGUACAUUGGUAAAUUCUGGCUCCUUUUCAGUCUCGGGUUGGCCACCCCUGUACUAGGGUAACAAUUACCAACAAUUAAACAUAACAUCUGCCUAGCCAUGCAAUCCAAGCAAUCUUUCAUAGUUAUCAGAUUUGUGUAAAGACUGCUUGAGGGAAGAAACGCUUGGAUUACGGGCCUUGGAAAAUGUGCUGCAGAGCCAUUUUAGUAGCCUUGAAUCACCAGGCUUCUGUUUAUUGAGGCUUCCCAUUAAGGCUAGUUUUGAGACAUCAUCUGCUGUUGAAGACACCCAGGUUUGUCUGAAUAUGCUAUAGUGGUAACUUUGGAUUUGCAGAGCUGGGCACAUGUGCAUCAAGGUGAAUAUAUACAAACUUACUCACUUGGUUUCUUUGUAUGAGUUGUUACUGCUAGAAUGGAAUAAUGCAAAAUUGCAAAAGCAGAAUUAUUGAAUGAAGUAUGGCUGUUCAAGACUCCUAAUUGUGCUUUGAUACUUGUAAAGUCUAUAGACUUAAAAAAACAAAAUAGUAGUACCAUGAUUUCACUAUUCAGAUCCAUGUUUUCAUCUGAGCAACUUCUUAAGGGUAUGGUAGAUUGAAAAAGACAAUGAUUAUUAAUUACAGAUUUCAGCCUGGACUUUCACAAGAGUUGAUGUAUGCAAUUAUAUUUCAUAUCUGUAAAUAAAUUAAAAUAUUGUAAUCAAGGGCAUUUUUUUCCAGGACACAACUGUACUAUACUACAUAAAAACUUCUUCAAUUUUAACUGAUAUACUGUAUUUAUAGUUGAUUUUUCCCUGGAAAAAUGGACUUUUGGAUUACACUUUAUUUAAAAAAACGCCUACACAUUUCAAAAAACAUUUUAAAUGCUACUAUUUUCUUGGAAAACCUUUUUUAAAGCUGAAACUUUCAAAAAACUGGAGAAACAGACCAAUUAAAGUGAGGGAUAUUUUUUAAAAAUAUCUUGAAGCUGUUUUGUAUCAGUAUUUUCAGCAUUCUUAUAAUAUUAUUUGUAAUACUAAGUGUAAAGCUGUCCCUGAGAAGGGAGUAAGCCACAUGUUAAUGUACAAUACAGCAGUAUCUGUAAAACAGGGGUCCUUUGUGUGAUCCUCUUGUAUGUAUAGUAACUCAUAAAGCAACAGCAUGUGGACAUUCUUUCAGUGAAUUGAUUCCUUUGUACAAAAUCUCUAGUUUUCUAAGACAGUUCCAUGUAUAAAAAUGGUUUAUACGUAUCUUCAAGGCUGUACAUAUCUGAAAACAUGACACCGGGGGAGAAAGGACAUUAUUUUUGCCACAGAUUUUUCUUUUCUUUUCUCUGUGUCUGUAAAACAUAAAGCUUAACUCUUGUAAAAUUUCUAUUGCAAAUUGCUUCUUGUGAGUUUGAGAUCUGUUAGUGUCUUAAAGGACAUUUUAAAGAGAAGGAAAUCCCUUAGGAAAAGCUGUUUCCAUGUGAAUCAAAUGUCCCAUUUUUUCUUCAAAAUCAUCAUUUGAAACAGGAAGCAUUAUUUCCAUGCCCUAAAUAUUUUUUUAUAAUUGAAUGGAGCCACAUCUGAAAGACUGUAUCAUCUUUGUAAUUAUUGUUACCUACCUAGGCUGUAUGCUUCCACAUUACUGUUUCAAUAAGUUAUGGUAUACUAUCUAAUUGGCACAAUGGGGCCCAAAUUUUGUUCUUUGUAGAUCAGGAAUGAAAUUCACUCCUUGGGCAG